This is a messenger RNA of Miscanthus lutarioriparius, 1029 nucleotides long. The record is from the annotation of a GenBank genome assembly. Lineage: Eukaryota; Viridiplantae; Streptophyta; Magnoliopsida; Poales; Poaceae.
AUGGAGCCGGACGCCGACGAGGACUACAUGGGCGACCUCUCCCGAUUCCUCCCGCCGAGUCCGUCCUCCUCCACCCCGCCGAAGAACCUCGGGCGCCGGAAGCAGCCACCCACGCAAGCGCAGGCGCAGACGCGGGCGAAGCGCGGGAAGGGUGUGCCGUGGCAGGAGCGGCGGCGGCAGGAGCGCGAGCGGAAGCAGCGGGAGGAGGACGCCCGCACGAUGGCGGGGCUCGCGGAAGCCAUCCCGGAGAGCAACGUAGGGUUCAGGAUGUUGAAGCAGAUGGGGUACGAUCCCGAGUCCCGCGGCGCUGCUGCCGAGCCGGUCGGCAUCGAGAUCCGCCGCUCGCGGGCGGGGCUCGGGGCGGAGGAGCACGCGUUGACUCCGGCGACGGCAGUGGCGCCUGUGGAGAAAUCGCGGGAGGUGGCGGAGCGGGAGCGGAGGCAGCAGGAGGAGAUGGCGGUAGAGCUAAGGGCGCGGAAGAGCACGCAGUGGAAGGGCCGGAGGGUGGUUUGGGACUACCGCAAGGCCGAGAAGGCGCUCGCGCAGCUGGAGAACAGGGAGGUGGAGCCACCCGCACCGGAGGGGGAGAAGGAGAAAGGGGCAGAGGAGGAAGAGGAGGUGAUCACUGAAGAGGAUUUGCAGAACAUUCUGUCUAAGUUGCGUGACCGGUACCAGUAUUGCCUUUAUUGUGGAUGCAAGCAUCUUGCAUACCUUUUAUACUGGAUGCUUUUUCCUUCUUUGUUCAGUAUGAAUCACCAGAAGCGCUGGCAAAGGAAUGCCCCGGCCCUGAUGAGGAUGAUCAUUGAUUUGUUGUGUGAAGGUGACAAAGAAUUGUCUUUGAUACAAACAGUCUGGAAAGAUGGGAGUGGGAUGGAAAGCCACAAGGAGCGUCUACAUAUGAUAUGCUAUGCAGCAAUACUGGAGCGUAGCUACAUCUUCGGAGCCCCUCAUCAAGGCACAAAGGCUCUUCAGAGCCAGAAGAGAAUAGUUGCCAGUGGUGAACAAGCAAACUGUGAUUUUGACCUGUGA